Molecule: messenger RNA, 2609 nt
Organism: Beta vulgaris subsp. vulgaris (sugar beet)
Lineage: Eukaryota; Viridiplantae; Streptophyta; Magnoliopsida; Caryophyllales; Amaranthaceae
Product: eukaryotic translation initiation factor 3 subunit B
Exons: 11
Coding region: 130-2265 (711 amino acids)
Biological process (GO): translational initiation
Cellular component (GO): eukaryotic translation initiation factor 3 complex
Molecular function (GO): translation initiation factor binding; translation initiation factor activity; RNA binding
Source: RefSeq, a predicted model, not a curated record
AUAACUGUCAUGGAAAACUAAAAAGUAAUUCAUUUCAUCUCCUUCCACCAAAACCCUAGUUUAGUUUUCUCCGGAAUCUCUCUCACUCUCACUCUGUUUCUCCCUCUCUCCUCUGCGAGUGCAGCCACCAUGACGGUGGACAUUGAUGCAAUGGCUGCUGAAGUUGGCGUCGAUCUUACGCAACUCGAUUUGGACUCUAUUCGUCUCCCUCCCGGCGAAGAUUUCGGCAUCCCAAGUGAUGAUGAAGCUCUUAGAGAAGAGGAGAACUCGGAUUUCGACCAAGGUUAUGGAAACAUAAUUGUGGUGGAUCAUUUGCCACAAGUUCCGAAAGAGAAGUUUGAUAAGCUAGGAAGUGUUAUUCGCAAGAUUUAUAGCCAAAUUGGUGUCAUUAAAGAAGAUGGUUUUUUGAUGCCUGUUGAUCCUGCUACUGAAAAGAGCCUUGGUUUUUGCUUCAUUGAGUAUAAUACACCUCAGGAAGCUGAGCUUGCCAAGGAGAAGACUAAUGGGUAUAAGUUGGAUAAGUCACAUAUAUUUUCUCUCAAUUUGUUCGAUGAAGUUGAUAAGUUUAUGAAGGUUCCUGAUCAGUGGGCUCCACCAGAAACUAAGCCUUAUACUCCUACGGAAAAUCUACAACAUUGGCUAACUGAUGCAAAAGCUCGAGAUCAGUUUGUCAUUCGUUCCGGUCAAGAUACCGAGGUCUUAUGGAAUGAUGCUAGACAAAUGAAGCCUGAUCCUGUUUAUAAACGUCCUUUUUGGACCGAAAGCUUUGUUCAAUGGUCUCCUUUGGGCAGUUAUCUGGCUACAGUCCACCGCCAAGGUGCUGCUGUCUGGGGAGGGGCGUCUGGUUUCAAUCGCAUACAUCGCUAUGCUCAUCCUAUGGUUAAAUUCAUUGACUUCUCUCCUGGAGAGAACUACCUAGUAACUUACAGUACCCAUGAACCAAGCAAUCCGCGAGACACCCAUAGGGUUGUAAUCAAUAUCUUUGAUGUAAGGACGGGAAAAGUGAGGAGAGAUUUUAAAGGAAGUGCUGAUGAGUUUGCAGUUGGUGGAACUGGUGGUUUGACUGGUGUCAAUUGGCCCAUUUUUAAAUGGGCUGGUGGAAAAGAUGACAAGUAUUUUGCCAGAAUUGGGAAGAAUGUUGUGUCUGUAUAUGAAACAGAGACCUUUAGCCUUAUAGACAAAAAGUCUAUAAAGGUGGAAAAUGUUAUGGACUUCUGCUGGUCUCCUACAGAUCCGAUAUUGGCACUUUUUGUUCCAGAGCUUGGGAACCAACCAGCAAAGGUGAGUCUCUAUCAAAUCCCUGGCAAAGUUGAGAUCAGGCAGAAGAAUCUAUUCAGUGUCAGUGAUUGCAAAAUGUAUUGGCAAAGCAAUGGAGAAUACCUUGCUGUUAGAGUUGAUAGGUAUACAAAGACCAAAAAAAGCACUUAUACUGGCUUUGAGCUUUUCCGUAUCAAGGAACGUGACAUCCCUAUCGAAGUCUUGGAGCUUGAAAAUAAGAAUGAUAAAAUUAUCGCGUUUGCAUGGGAGCCCAAAGGCCACAGAUUUGCUGUUAUCCAUGGUGAUAAUCCAAGGCCUGAUAUAAGCUUUUACUCGAUGAAGACUGCUCACCACACAGGUCGAGUUUCUAAGCUCACAACUCUUAAGAGCAAGCAAGCAAAUGCUCUUUACUGGUCACCUGGCGGUCGCUAUAUUAUAUUAGCAGGGUUGAAGGGUUUUAACGGGCAGCUUGAAUUUUUCAAUGUUGAUGAGCUUGAAACUAUGGCCACAACUGAGCAUUUCAUGUGCACAGACGUCGAGUGGGAUCCUACUGGAAGGUAUGUUGCAACUGCUGUUACUUCGGUUCAUGAGAUGGAGAAUGGGUUCCACAUAUGGUCCUUCAAUGGGAAAUCACUCUACAGAGUACUGAAGGACCAUUUCUUCCAGUUCAUAUGGCGUCCCAGACCGCCAACCUUGUUGACUCCAGAAAAGGAGGAGGAAAUCGCAAAGAACUUGAAGAAGUACAGCAAAAAGUAUGAAGCAGAAGACCAGGAUGUGUCUCUAUUAUUGAGUGAACAGGAUCGUGAGAAGAGGAGGUUGUUGAAGGAAGAAUGGAGUUCAUGGAUCAACGUAUGGAAGAAGUACCACGAAGAAGAUAAAUUGGAGAGAGAAAAGCUCCGAGAUGGUGAAGUUAGUGACGAAGAAGAGGAAUACGAGGCUAAGGAAGUUGAAUGUGAGGAGGUCAUAGGUGUUGAAGAAGAAAUUGUAUCCUUUGAUUACGAGCAGUAGUAAGGCCAUCAACCUUCCCCUGCUAUCAUUUUUGCUUCACCAUUACUUUGAAGGAGCGAGUUGCACCUUCCCCUGCCAUAUCAUCUUUGCUUCACCAUUAGUUUAAAGGCGCGAGUUGCUGAGAGGACGAUCGACUUUGUGGCGGAUAAUUUUGUUUUGCAUUGGGAUCAUUUUGUUUAUUGCUUCCUUGUUUUCUUUUGUUGUUUUGAUAUGUACCUCGUACGGGUUUGUAGAAUAGGUUCGGAUCUGAUGGCAAUUGUUUGUCAAUCCUAUUUACUUGAAAAGGUUUUGUUGUUCAGAGAGAUGAUAUUACUUGCUCAUAAUGCUUACCCAGGUAACUCAAA